Molecule: messenger RNA, 4814 nt
Organism: Zalophus californianus (California sea lion)
Lineage: Eukaryota; Metazoa; Chordata; Mammalia; Carnivora; Otariidae
Gene: ATXN2L
Product: ataxin 2 like
Exons: 22
Coding region: 577-3834 (1085 amino acids)
Biological process (GO): cytoplasmic stress granule assembly
Cellular component (GO): cytoplasmic stress granule
Molecular function (GO): RNA binding
Source: RefSeq, a predicted model, not a curated record
UCUUCCUUCCUCACGGCUACUUCGGCUCCUCCCCCAGCGCUUCACACGCUCAUUGUGAAGCGACAGCGGCUGCCAACCUUUAGGGUUGUUUGAGACCUAAAGACCCUAAAUCUUUGGCGCGCGUAAGCGCCCGCGCCGCUCCUUCUCCACUCCAAGGGCUAGGGGCGCGAGAUUCGCCUCUUUUUAUUUUCUCUCCUGCCCGGAGCCAACCGCCCCGGUGCGCGCGCGGACAUCUCGCGCCGCCGCUCCCUCCUCCCUGCCCCUCCCCCUUCGGGAGCUCCCGCCCGCGCGCUCCUCCUCCUCCCCUUUCCCCGGCGACGCGCACGCGCGCCAGGCCGGCUCGCGCCCUCUCGCUUUCCUCCGGCCCGCAAGACCCCCUCCCCUUCCGCCUCGCGGCGCUUCCUCGCGCCGCGGUCUUCUCUAUCCACCCCCGACAUCGCGGGGCUCCCCCCGCCCGCCAACGGCGGGUCCCCGGCUUCCCAGGUCCCCUCGCUUCCCGCGCUCUCCAGCGGGGGCCUAGCUCCAGCCUCCUCUCUCCCUCCCUUCCCCCUAAUUCCCCUUCCGGACGCUGCCAUCAUGUUGAAGCCUCAGCCGCCACAACAGACCUCCCAGCCCCAGCAGCCGCCCCCCACGCAACAGGCCGUGGCCCGCCGGCCUCCCGGGGGCACGAGCCCUCCUAACGGCGGCCUCCCGGGGCCCCUGGCCUCCACCUCGGCUCCCGCAGGGCCUCCCGCGGCCGCGUCUCCCUGCCUGGGGCCUGCAGCCGCCGCCGGGAGCGGGAUCCGCCGGGGAGCCGAGGGCAUCUUGGCGCCGCCGCCGCCGCCGCAGCAGCAGCAGCAACAUCAGGAGAGGCCAGGGGCAACGGCUAUCGGCAGCGCCAGGGGACAAAGCACAGGAAAGGGACCCCCACAGUCACCGGUGUUCGAGGGUGUCUACAAUAAUUCCAGAAUGCUGCAUUUUCUUACAGCUGUUGUGGGCUCCACUUGUGAUGUAAAGGUGAAGAAUGGUACCACCUAUGAAGGUAUCUUCAAGACUCUGAGCUCAAAGUUUGAACUAGCAGUAGACGCUGUACACCGGAAAGCAUCUGAGCCAGCAGGUGGCCCUCGUCGGGAAGACAUUGUGGACACCAUGGUGUUUAAGCCAAGCGAUGUCAUGCUUGUCCACUUCCGAAACGUUGACUUCAAUUAUGCUACUAAAGACAAAUUCACUGAUUCAGCCAUUGCCAUGAACUCAAAGGUGAAUGGGGAGCACAAAGAGAAGGUGCUUCAGCGCUGGGAAGGGGGCGACAGCAACAGCGAUGACUAUGACCUCGAGUCUGACAUGUCCAAUGGAUGGGACCCCAACGAAAUGUUCAAGUUCAACGAGGAGAAUUAUGGUGUAAAGACCACCUAUGACAGCAGUCUUUCUUCUUAUACGGUGCCCUUGGAGAAGGACAACUCAGAAGAGUUUCGUCAGCGGGAGCUGCGUGCAGCCCAGUUAGCUCGAGAGAUUGAAUCGAGCCCGCAGUACCGCCUGCGGAUCGCCAUGGAGAACGAUGAUGGGCGCACCGAGGAGGAGAAGCACAGUGCGGUCCAGCGGCAGGGUUCAGGACGGGAGAGCCCCAGCUUGGCAUCUAGGGAGGGAAAGUAUAUCCCUCUACCCCAGCGAGUUCGGGAAGGUCCCCGGGGAGGAGUUCGAUGCAGUAGUUCCCGGGGAGGCCGGCCUGGCCUUAGCUCUUUGCCACCUCGUGGCCCUCACCACCUUGACAGUAGCAGCCCCGGCCCAGGUUCUGAGACCCGCGGUAUCAAUGGAGGCCCUUCCCGCAUGUCCCCUAAGGCACAACGGCCUGUGAGAGGUGGUGCCAAGACUCUGUCCUCACCCAGCAGUAGACCUUCUGGAGAAGCUUCUGCUCCGCCCCCUCCUGCAGCUUUCCCUUUUCUUCCAGUGGGCCGGAUGUACCCCCCGCGCUCUCCCAAGUCAGCUGCCCCUGCCCCAAUCUCAGCUUCCUGUCCUGAUGCCCCGAUGAGCUCGGCAGUACCGACCUCUUCGGCUUCUAUCCCUGUGACAUCAUCGGUUGUGGAUCCUGGAGUAGGCUCCAUUUCCCCAGCUUCUCCAAAGAUCUCACUGGCCUCCACAGAUGUAAAAGAACUUCCAGCCAAGGAACCUGGGAGAACUCUGGAGUCCCAGGAGCUGUCCCGGAUAGCUGGGAAAGUCCCUGGCCUUCAGAAUGAACAGAAACGCUUUCAACUGGAAGAACUGAGAAAGUUUGGGGCCCAGUUUAAGCUGCAGCCCAGUAGCUCCCCUGAGACCAGCCUGGAUCCUUUUCCUCCCCGGAUCUUAAAGGAGGAGGCCAAAGGGAAAGAGAAGGAAGUUGACGGUUUAUUAACUUCAGAGCCAGUGGGGUCCCCAGUCUCCUCGAAGACAGAGUCCGUAUCGGAUAAGGAGGACAAGCCGCCCCUGCCACCGGCAGGAGGCACAGAGGGGCCCGAGCAGCCCCCACCACCUUGCCCAAGCCAAACUGGCAGCCCCCCAGUGGGCCUCAUCAAGGGAGACGACAAGGAUGAGGGCCCGGUCGCUGAACAAGUGAAGAAGUCAACACUGAACCCCAACGCCAAGGAGUUCAAUCCCACAAAGCCUCUGCUGUCUGUGAAUAAAUCCACCAGUACCCCAACUUCUCCGGGGCCCCGAACUCAUUCAACUCCCUCCAUCCCGGUGCUGACAGCAGGCCAGAGUGGGCUCUACAGCCCCCAGUACAUUUCCUACAUACCUCAGAUCCACAUGGGACCAGCUGUUCAGGCACCUCAGAUGUAUCCAUACCCUGUAUCCAAUUCUGUGCCUGGACAGCAGGGCAAGUACCGGGGAGCAAAAGGCUCCCUGCCCCCCCAGCGCUCGGACCAACACCAGCCAGCCUCAGCCCCUCCGAUGAUGCAGGCCGCCGCCGCCGCUGGCCCACCUCUGGUGGCUGCCACGCCGUACUCUUCCUACAUCCCUUACACCCCACAGCAGUUCCCGGGCCAGCCCGCCAUGAUGCAGCCCAUGGCCCACUACCCCUCACAGCCGGUGUUUGCCCCCAUGCUUCAGAGCAACCCACGCAUGCUGACGUCGGGGAGCCAUCCCCAGGCCAUUGUGUCGUCCUCCACCCCUCAGUACCCUUCUGCAGAGCAGCCCACCCCACAAGCCCUCUAUGCCACUGUUCAUCAGUCCUAUCCACACCAUGCUACGCAGCUCCAUGCCCACCAGCCACAGCCGGCCACCACGCCUACUGGGAGCCAGCCGCAGUCCCAGCAUGCGGCCCCCAGUCCCGUCCAGCACCAGGCGGGGCAGGCCCCACACCUGGGCAGUGGACAGCCACAGCAGAAUCUGUACCACCCAGGGGCCCUGACAGGCACGCCGCCUUCUCUGCCACCGGGACCUUCUGCCCAGUCCCCUCAGAGCAGCUUCCCCCAACCAGCCGCUGUAUAUGCCAUCCAUGCCCAUCAGCAGCUGCCCCACGGCUUCACCAACAUGGCCCAUGUUACCCAGGCCCAUGUCCAAACUGGAAUCACAGCAGCCCCGCCCCCUCACCCUGGGGCUCCCCACCCGCCCCAGGUGAUGCUGCUGCACCCACCCCAGAGCCAUGGGGGCCCCCCCCAAGGCGCGGUGCCCCAGAGUGGGGUGCCUGCACUCUCAGCUUCCACACCCUCACCCUACCCCUACAUCGGACACCCCCAAGGUGAGCAGCCUGGCCAGGCGCCUGGAUUUCCAGGAGGAGCCGAUGACAGGAUUCGUGAGUUCUCGUUAGCUGGGGGAAUUUGGCAUGGAAGAGCUGACGGGCUGCAGGUGGGGCAGGAUGCACGGGUUCUGGGAGGGGAGUGAGGGGUCUUGGAGGCAGGGCUGUCCCACAGGGCGCCCGCCGACCUGCACCUGUCUGUGAAGUAUGUAGGGUGGGCAGAAGCCACAGUCGCCGCCGCCAGGGGCUUGCUCCUGGCUCUGUCCUUUGCUUCCCUCCGUCCUCGCUCAGUUGUGAUCCAGCAGCCCCCCUCCCCACUGCCUCCCCAGCUCUCAGUGACCCCGACUGUCUCCUGACUUAGCCGAGGUAAGGUCAGCGCAGCAGACAGGGCCAGGCUGGGGUGUGGGGGGCUGAGCUGGGCACACGAGUAAGGGCUCUCGCUCACUGGGAAACAGCGAUUGAUCUGUGCUUCUGACAGCCCCAUGAGACACCUUGAGGAGGCCGCUCCUACCCAAACACUCCCCCCACACCCCACACUGGACGGCAUUGGAUGAAGGGACAGCUGCUUGGGUUCUAAUGCUCCUGCUCUCUUCUCUUUCCCCUCCAACCAGUUCAAUCUCAUCCCUCCCAGCAGCUCCCCUUCCACCCCCCGGGGAACUGAAGAUUGUCCUGGCCGCGACCUGAGACCUCCAUGAGUGGAGGGAAGAGUGAUCUAUGUCUCUUCCCCCAGCAGCUCGGACCAGUCCCAGCCCCCCAAUCCCCCCUUUCCCCUGGGGGAGCUGGGGAAUUCCUGCCAAGCACCUUGAAGGGGAGGGGCCUUGAAGUGGGCAGGGCCAGGGUCCAGCGGGGGUGGGGGGGUUCCUGCUCUGCCCCUGCCCAUCCCCACCCCAUCUUGCCCUCCCAUCCUCUCAUCUAUCCCCCGCUGGAGACGGAAGAUCUUUUAUUUUCUAUUAUUUAUAACCUCAGACUUGGGCCCCCGUUUCUUUCUUCCCCAUUAACUUGAGUGAACUGCGUGAGAGACAGACAGACAGAUGCCCCACAAGGAUGGUUGGACAAGGACUUUUACUUUUUAUUACAUAAAAAUAUUAAAAAAAAUUAAAAAAAAUAAAAUUUUAAACUAACUUAA